Molecule: messenger RNA, 840 nt
Organism: Saccoglossus kowalevskii
Lineage: Eukaryota; Metazoa; Hemichordata; Enteropneusta; Harrimaniidae
Source: RefSeq, a predicted model, not a curated record
AUGUCGCCCGAACAACUGGAUGAAUAUGAAGAAAGAGGGUUUAUCGCACUACACGACUUCUUCACGAGAGAUGAGCUGAAACCGGUCAUUGAGGAAGUAACACAACACACAUACGAAAUUCAAAACAACAUCACUUAUGGCGAUGACCCAACGAUCACUGAUAAGUGUCACUUUGUCACGGAACCGGGUACAAACAAAUUACGGAGUGUCUAUGGGGCGCAUAACACGCUUGCAUCCGUGGACAAUCUCUUACGCAGCAGAAAAAUUGUUUCCCAUGUUCAUCAGAUAUUAGGAGAUGAUGUGUAUCUUCACCAGUGCGCGAUCAAUUUUCACCAAGCAUUUACUGCUACUGGAUAUACAUGGCAUAGUGAUUUCGAAAUAUUUCACGCCGAAGAUGGCAUGCCAAGGAUGAGAGCGCAAACGUGUAUUAUAAUGUUAUCAACGAAUACAUGCGAGUCUGGGGCGAUUAUGGUUAUACCGAAAUCGCAUAGAGUAUUCUUAAGCGGCGCUGUUGAAACACCGGCUGACCACCUUACCACGGCCUCUAAGUUCAAAUUGACGGCUGGAGAAACCGAUAACAUGUUAGUUGCUAAUUUGGCAAAUGCAUAUGGUAUUGAGUAUUGUUUAGGCGAUGUUGGGUCUGUCGUUUUUUUCGAUGUAAAUUUGAUUCAUGGUAGUCAUAGCAAUCGUUCACCAUGGAAUCGUGUUAAUAUAUUACCGGUAUAUAACAGUGUGAAUAAUAAAUUGGUGAACGCGUUUAGUGCUCCAUGGGAUGCCAGACCCGAGUAUAUGGGGUCGCGUAGUCCCGAGUAUGUGAAACCAAUUCUGCUUGAUAAGUGA